Molecule: messenger RNA, 4765 nt
Organism: Marmota flaviventris (yellow-bellied marmot)
Lineage: Eukaryota; Metazoa; Chordata; Mammalia; Rodentia; Sciuridae
Gene: Gabpa
Product: GA binding protein transcription factor subunit alpha
Biological process (GO): cell differentiation; regulation of transcription by RNA polymerase II
Cellular component (GO): nucleus
Molecular function (GO): sequence-specific DNA binding; DNA-binding transcription factor activity, RNA polymerase II-specific
Source: RefSeq, a predicted model, not a curated record
GUCCUGUUUCUUGAGGUUGUUGAGAUGUAUAUAGUGCAGGGAAAGUGAAAAAGUGUAAAACAAGUUGGAUUGGGGUGUUGUGCCUCGCGGGCCUCCGUUGCCUCGGGCGUUCGCUUCGCAUGCCCUGCUGGGAGUUGUAGUCCUGAACCCGGGGGUGCCUGGGAGGCGGGAGAGGGCUCGGGGUUUCUCAGCGCCUAUUCCGCGGGAAGGGCCCAGGAACCUCACACUUCGAGUCGCGGGAGCUUCAGGUCUUACCCGGAGAGAGGCUGCACGUGGAGCCCGCGCUGCUGCCGUUCUCGGGCGGCUCUGGAGCGCGGGCGAGGGCGACAGGGCCCAUUCCGGAGCGGAACUGAGCUUUUGAAAUACUUCAACCAUGACUAAAAGAGAAGCUGAGGAGUUGAUAGAAAUUGAGAUUGAUGGAACAGAGAAAACAGAGUGCACAGAAGAAAGCAUUGUAGAACAGACCUACGCCCCAGCUGAAUGUGUGAGCCAGGCCAUAGACAUCAAUGAACCAAUAGGGAAUUUAAAGAAACUAUUAGAACCAAGACUACAGUGUUCUUUGGAUGCUCAUGAAAUUUGCCUGCAAGAUAUCCAGCUGGAUCCAGAGCGAAGUUUAUUUGACCAAGGAGUAAAGACAGAUGGAACUGUACAGCUUAGUGUACAGGUAAUUUCUUACCAAGGAAUUGAACCAAAACUUAACAUCCUUGAAAUUGUUAAAACUGCGGAAACUGUUGAAGUCGUAAUUGAUCCAGAUGCCCACCAUGCUGAAGCAGAAGCACAUCUUGUUGAAGAAGCCCAAGUGAUAACUCUUGAUGGUACAAAACACAUCACAACCAUUUCAGAUGAAACUUCAGAACAAGUGACAAGAUGGGCUGCUGCACUGGAAGGUUAUAGGAAAGAACAGGAACGCCUUGGGAUUCCCUAUGAUCCUAUACAGUGGUCCACAGACCAAGUCCUACAUUGGGUGGUUUGGGUAAUGAAGGAGUUCAGCAUGACUGACAUUGACCUCACCACCCUCAACAUUUCGGGGAGAGAUUUAUGUAGCCUCAACCAAGAAGACUUUUUUCAGCGAGUCCCUCGGGGAGAAAUUCUCUGGAGUCAUCUCGAGCUUCUUCGAAAAUAUGUGUUGGCAAGCCAAGAACAGCAGAUGAAUGAGAUAGUUACAAUUGAUCAACCUGUGCAGAUUAUUCCAGCAUCAGUGCAGUCUGCUACUCCAACUACUAUUAAAGUUAUAAAUAGUAGUGCAAAAGCAGCUAAAGUACAAAGAGCCCCAAGGAUUUCAGGGGAAGAUAGAAGCUCACCUGGAAACAGAACAGGAAACAAUGGUCAAAUCCAACUAUGGCAGUUUUUGUUAGAACUUCUUACUGAUAAGGAUGCUCGAGACUGUAUUUCUUGGGUUGGUGAUGAAGGCGAGUUUAAGUUAAAUCAACCGGAACUUGUUGCACAAAAAUGGGGACAACGCAAAAACAAGCCUACAAUGAACUAUGAGAAGCUCAGUCGUGCAUUAAGGUAUUAUUAUGAUGGGGACAUGAUUUGUAAAGUUCAAGGAAAGAGAUUUGUGUACAAGUUUGUCUGUGACUUGAAGACUCUUAUUGGAUACAGUGCAGCAGAAUUGAACCGUUUGGUCACAGAAUGUGAACAGAAGAAACUUGCAAAGAUGCAGCUCCAUGGAAUUGCCCAACCAGUCACAGCAGUAGCACUGGCUGCUGCUUCUCUACAAACAGAAAAGGAUAACUGAGACCCAGGACCUUCUGGGAGUCUAAGGUCUUUCUAAAUAUCUAGAGCAAGCAUCGCUCUUACCUUUAUUACUGAAUUUGAAUCUUCUUUUAUUUCUAGAUUGUACAAUCUGAUGCAUGAUUUUUUUAUAAAUAUUUCAUACUCUUGUGAAUUUGGAUCUUUUUACUUUGAGCAUAUAUUUUAGAAUAUGUUAAAGGAUCACCACAAUGUUAUACGCUUGAAAGCAGCUUCAUUGUGGGAUAGUUUGUUAACAGGAAAGCCAAACUGGUCAGUAUUAAUGUCUAGCCCUACCAAAAAUAACCAGUAGCAUCUGAAGAUGAAACAUAAAUGAAGUACUCCAGGAAGCAGUCUGGCUUAACUAUUUUUGAAAAUAUAACUGUUUCCUCUCUCUGCUGCUUUAGAUGUUGCUUUACAUAGAACCAGAAAAUAGAUUUCUCAGCUAAAGCAUGUGUGCCUGUUUCAUCUAAUCAAGCAGAGCUAAAAUAUUCAAAUCAAAUAAAAUUAUAAUAAUAUUAAUAAAUUACUAAGCUAAGAGUAUCAGGUUAUUAAGGUAAUUUAUAUAUUUGCAAGUAAAGGACAAUAGGAAGUUGACUAGCAAAGAGCAAUGCUAAAGAAGGAGAUCCAGGUUUAAAUCUGGCUUAACUCAAGCCAUUGUUAAGGGUUUUCUGUAUAGAUUAUUCAUUAUGUCAGACCAAGAAUUUAAAUUAUUUUGAAGGAGGCAUUUAAUUCUAAUAAACCAACUCUUAUAAAAAUUCUGAAAUGAUCUCUGUUUUUCCUGUCAGAGAUUUAAAAAAACUGAGAAAAUAUACCUCAACCAGAAAAUAAAAGUUUGAUUUGAUGUGACUUUCUUUUUUUUUAAUUAAUCUACAGUGCUCAUUUAUUAUGCAAAGCAGCUUAUAUAUUCCUGUGUUUCUGAUGAAAUGAAGACUUUAAAUCAGAUAGCAGUACUUUACCUUUUAAAAAGUUAGUAAAUUACUUGCAGAUAGUUACAAAAGGAAAAUUUAACCUCCAUUAUUUAGGCAGUCUUUAAAAUGAAACUUCCCACUUUUAAUUUUUGUGUGUUAUGUACAAAUAUCCAUAUACAUGUCCAGUUGACUUCGUUAGACAUAUGCACAUGUAUAUGAAGGCAUAAAGAUAUUCAAAAGGGAAUUUAUUAAAUAAUUUAUUUUAAAAUGUUUAAACAAAUCUUUCCUUACUAUGAGCUAACACUAAACAGAAAUGGCUAGAAAAGUCUCCUUUCUUUUCUUUUUGUUGUUUGUUUUAAGGAAUUAUUCAUGAAUCAUGAUAAGAGAGACUGGCAAAUAGCUUUUUUGACAGGAGCAAGUUGAUCCUCAGAUACUUCAUACACCUUCUUCCUUGUAAAUUUCAUUUAAAUUCAUUCCCCAAAAUAGGCUCAGAAGAGCUCACUUAAUAUCUAUUGUUGACAAAGUAGGAAGAAAGGGCUGUGGUAAUAACAGGCCAGGUGGUACUACCAAUACUACAUAGGGUUUGGAAUGAGUCAGGAAGUAGGGAUCCUAGAGACAGGAAGAUAAAUCUCUUGCUCUACUUUUUUGGUAACCUUAAAUCACAAUUUUAGCUGUUUUAAAGGACUGCAACCCAUAUUCAUUUAUUUUGUAUGAAGUCCUUUAAUAUUCUGCAAAAAUACCUAAAAAAUAGUAAAAUUUGUACCUUUCAUUUUUACUGUUUUAUAAACAGUAGACUGACAAGUUAUUCUUGGAAUGUGGACACUAUUAUUUGAAGAAUAUCUGAGUGGAAUAACAAAAUGAAAUACAGAAGCCCUAAUGUCAGAUAACAAAUAGGUAUCUAUAAAGAACGUUUUGUCUCGUCUUACAGCCUAGGGAGUUGACAGGUCAUUUACUGUUUUAAAAAGUAAUAAAGUAUACUGUUCUGUUAAAUUAGGAGCUUAAAAACUUUACUUUUAGAUUUAAAACGUUUUUGAGACAUUAUGUUAAAAGUUUUUAGCCAAGAGGACGGACUUUGUUUAUGUCUCAUUUUUAUAUGUAUGUUUUAAAGUCAGGAAAUACAUUUUUCUAGAUCCCUAAAAUCAGAUUUAUUUUUUGUCUCCUAUAAGAUUUGGAGGUUAGGGUUUAAAAACUACAGUCUAUCUGCUGUCUUCUUUUGGCAGUUCUUACUGUUCAUCGUAAUGUGAACAGGUCUCAUACAUGAUCUGAUGCUGUUUCUUUUUUCUUCACCAUUUUGUGCACCAUAACAUAAGUAAUGUGACUGAUUUCUCCAACUGAUUCAAGAAGCUUCCAUUACUUGUGUCAACUUGUAUAUAAAAUAUUCCAUUGUCUUUAUUAAGUUAACAAUUGAGUAGUCUUUUUCUCUAUUAAAAAACAACUUGUGAAAGAAAAUAGAAUUCAUGCUAUUCUUUAUUUUAUGAAGUUUUCAUAUGUAGGAUAUAUUCAAAGGAAGACAUAAAAUUGUUGGAUCAUUUUUCUGUACCUUAUUAAAGUACAAGAAUAAUGUUCACUUAUGUUUAAAAACUUAUAUUCCAUAGAGUCAACUCUCAUAUGUAUCUUACUAGCCUGAAGCCUGAAAGUCUAAUGUGUUGGUGCUGGAAAAAUCAAACAAAUUAAGCAUAAUUGCUAAGUGUGGCAUUUUUCACUUGAGUCAACUGAUCCCAUAUCCAUUUGAUAUCGAUCCAUGUAAAUUAGUUAGGAAAAAAAUUUUAGUUGUUUUCUCCCCAGAUUAAUGGUGAUACUCAUUAAUAAAAUUCUUUUAAAGGGUUGUGCCUCUAAAUAUUUUUGGUGAGGUCUGCUAUUUUUUGCAUUCAUUUUAUGCUAUUGCCUCAUAUAAAGAACAGGUAUAUCCUUGAAAUAGCACAAAAAUGUUUUAAAAUUCAUAACUGCAAAACAAACCUGUGACUAACAAUGUCUUCAGAUCUAAAGGGUAUAAAAAUAUUAACACUUCAAUAUUUCACUUAUUGCCAGGAAAAAAAUAUUCUCAAUCUUUUGUAAAAGGAAGGAAGAUUUUUGCAUACAUUUUUACUCUUUAAAUAAAGACACUUAUACUAUCAUAAUAACAA